AUGAGCCCUACAAGGUUUCUUGAUGGUGAUCACAUACAACAGACGAAAAGUGGAGUCGCGAUUAAUGGUCCACGACCAACACCAUUAAAACUCAAACAAGAAUCUCACACCAUUCACAAACACCACCAACAGCAGCCGCAGAUGAUCAGAAAACCGAUAAUAAUCUACAUGCGUUCUCCAAAAGUAAUCCACACGAAACCUCAUGAUUUCAUGGCUCUUGUGCAGAAGCUCACAGGUAAAUCGGGAUCCAAACAUCAAGAACAACAAAAGAAAAACAAAACACUAGAAGAAGGUUAUGGUGUAUCACAUGAGAUGUUUAAUAAGCCUUUGAAUCCAUUUGCAUCCGAUAUGACGCUUUUUACGCCUAAUAGUAGUGAUUACUUCUUCUCGCCUAGUAGUUUCUUGAAGUUGUCUGAUGUGGUAUCAUCAUCUCCAAACAAGACCACUAAUUCAUUGUCACCUGGUUCAAUAGUCGAGUUCAUGAAAAGGCUUCCUGAAUAUUGA
Molecule: messenger RNA, 504 nt
Organism: Helianthus annuus (common sunflower)
Lineage: Eukaryota; Viridiplantae; Streptophyta; Magnoliopsida; Asterales; Asteraceae
Product: VQ motif-containing protein 8, chloroplastic
Exons: 1
Coding region: 1-504 (167 amino acids)
Cellular component (GO): nucleus
Source: RefSeq, a predicted model, not a curated record